Condylura cristata (star-nosed mole) is the source of this 2967-nucleotide messenger RNA. Its product is annotated as HLA class I histocompatibility antigen, A-11 alpha chain-like. Gene Ontology annotation, cellular component: external side of plasma membrane. Gene Ontology annotation, biological process: positive regulation of T cell mediated cytotoxicity; antigen processing and presentation of endogenous peptide antigen via MHC class I via ER pathway, TAP-independent; immune response. NCBI's taxonomy places the organism in Eukaryota, Metazoa, Chordata, Mammalia, Eulipotyphla, Talpidae. The transcript has 8 exons. Bases 82 to 1146 code for a protein of 354 amino acids. The record is from RefSeq and is a predicted model, not a curated record. Gene Ontology annotation, molecular function: signaling receptor binding; peptide antigen binding.
CUGAGUUCCAGGAACCAAGGGAACCUCUCCCACUGCAACUGCCCUUUCCUUCCAGUUUCUCAGGCCUGGUUAGUGAGGGCCAUGGGGCCCCCACCCCUUCAGCUGCUACUCCUGGGUGCCCUGGCCCUUAGGGAGACCUGGGCAGACCCCCACUCCCUGAGGUAUUUACACACUGCGAUGUCCCGGCCCGGCCUCGGGGAGCCCCGCUUCAUCGCAGUGGGCUACGUGGACGACUCGCAGUUCGUGGGGUUCGACAGUGCCGCUGAGGGUCGGAAGCUGGAGCUGCGGGCGCCCUGGGCAGAGCAGGAGGGGUUGGGGUACUGGAACAAGGAGAUCCAGAGGUUUGAGCGCAGUUCCAGGACUGCACGAGUCCUCCUGCUCAGCCUGCUGGACCACUACAACCACAACCAGGCGGGGUCUUACACCCUCCAGGAGAUGUACGGCUGUGAGCUGGGGCCCGACGGGCGCCUCCUCCGCGGGUAUGACCAGUUCGCCUACGAAGGCACCGACUACAUCGCCCUGAGCCAGGACCUGCGCUCCUGGACUUGGGCGAGCACCGCGGCUCAGACCACCCAGCGCCAGUGGGAGGCGGCGGGGGCGGGAGAAGUAGAUCACAGGAGGAGCUACCUGGAGGGGGAGUGCAUGGAGACGCUGCGCAGAUUCCUGGAGCACGGGAGGGAGAUGCUGCAGCACUCAGACCCUCCAAACACAUACGUGUCCCACCACCCCACCUCUGACCAGAAGGUCACCCUGAAGUGCUGGGCCCUGGGCUUCUACCCUGCGGAGAUCACCCUGACCUGGUAUCGAGAUGGGGAAGACCUGACCCAGGACAUGGAGCUGGUAGACACCAGGCCUGAGGGGAAUGGAACCUUCCAGAAGUGGGCAGCUGUGGUGGUGCCUUCUGGAGAGGAGCAGAGAUACACGUGCCAUGUGCAGCAUGAGGGGCUGCCGGAGCCCCAAGUCCUGAGAUGGGAGCCCCCUCCUCAGCACUCCACCCCCACCGGGGGCCUCAUUGCUGGCCUGGUUCUCCUUGGAGCUGUGCUCACUGUGGUGGCUGCAGCUGUGAUGUGGAGGAAGAAGUGUUCAGGGCGACAAGGAGGAAGCUACACUCAGGCUGCAGGCAGCCACAGUUUUCCAGGGCCCUGAUGUGUCUCUCAGCCCUAAAGAUUUGUGAUUCAUGAUCUCCUGGUUCAAACUAUAAUGAGAAACUACUUCACACCUGUGAGAAUGACCCAAAUCAAAAAGGCCAGAAACAACAGAUGCUGGUGAGAAUAUGGAGCAAGGGGAGCAGUUUUGGGGGUGUGGACUGGUUCAGCCCUUAUAGAAAUCCAUGUCAAGAUUCUGAAAAGACUGAAGUGGAUCUGCUGGAAACGCCCAGGUUCCUCCCCGGUGUCUGGAAGGGCACAGACUCAGGCUGAGAUGGGAAACGCCACCCCCUGGUCACUGAGCACCAGUGACAGCAGCCAAGCUGGGCAACCCCUCAGUGCCCACGACAGGGGAGAAGGCAGGGUGGGAUCCAGCUUCAGAUUCACCAACUCCUGCCAUCUCGGCAGCGGGGCUGGCGCUGGAGGGGACUGUGCCGACCCCCCGUGGGGUCAAAGGAGAGAGACAGAUGCCUGAAGGCAUCACUACAUGUGGACAUGGAGAUGCCAACCCACACAGAGGCCAGGUGGGGCAGACUUCAAUCCUAACCGUGCACCCCCAGUCCGUGCCUGGUGCUGGCCAGGGCUGCAGACCAGCCCGGGCUUCCUGGCCCAGCUGCACUGAUGGGGACUGAACAUCUCUAGCUUGGAUCAGACUCAUUUGAUGACAAAGCCUGAUGCCAGCUGACUGGGUCCCCCAUUGUGUCUUGUUGCGCCUACAACACCCCAGGAUCCUCCAUCCCCUGCUGUUUGCUGGGCUGUGACAGAUCUUGUACUUGAUACUGCAGGUUAUGAUUUUUACAGCAGUUUUAUGUCCAACCAAAGGGCCAGAAGGUGACAUCUUGGGACAAACUGUUCCUCUCCUGACUGACAAGCAUUGGUGCUUUGAACCUUUUCUCUUUGCAACACAACUUUUAUUUUGUCUACGAUCAUUCUGUACUGAACCACCCACAGUUUGUAAAGAGCUGAGUCUACUGAGAACCAUGUUUGCUGUCACCUCAUUACCAGGAUUAAGUCUCCCACUGUUUUCCAGUUCCUGUGGGGCUGAGCCUACAGCAUAUUACAGGCUGGACCCAGCUCAUCCCAGUGUGCUGUCCUCCCUCUUCCUCAGUGACAUGUCCCCUGACAGGCCUUCACCACAGACCCUGUGUGAGCGCGUCCCCAGACCUCUCCUCCAGGAGAUUCCUGCUCACCCAUAGGCCACGCUCCUCCCUGUGGGGCCUCUUCAGCGUCUACCUGUCCCCUCUCCCCUCCCAUCUUCCCGCUGCACAGCGGGUUUAUUUAGGUUGUACAUCUCAGUCACUACUGGCACAACUUCCACUCAUGAUGGUGAUUUCUGUGUCCUCAAGUCUGAAAGGGAGAAGAUAAAUCUUGUGACAUUAAUGUAUGGGAGCAACAGACUUUUACAAUGGUAUCUUAUCCAUUAUUUAAUAAAUGAGCUAAAAUAAAUAAAAGUUGGUUAUGGCAUUAAAAGAUACACACUCAAAAAGCUCACCCUUGAAUCUACUGCAUGACCAGCUGCCAGAGGGCAGUGGGGGGUGAGGACAUGGUGGGGAGGGGCACGCGGACCGUGAUGGUGACUGUGGUGCUGGGGGUGUGGUGCAGGCAGCGACCCUGCCUCCUACACCAAUGUUACCUCAAUAAAAUAUUUGUGUGUGUUUUUAAGAGCUCCGGGAGUGAGUUAUGACAGGGACCCCGACAUACCUGAGCCUGCCUGUCUCCAGGAUGUGGGCGGCAGCUGUGGCUGCAUAUAGCCAGGUCAGCUAAGGAUGGGAUUCCAGCCGCAGGCCUCACACUCGGUUUAUUUCUGUUAUUUAUCGCUCUG